Messenger RNA from Pseudopodoces humilis (Tibetan ground-tit), 1704 nucleotides. RefSeq names its product adenosine deaminase domain containing 1 (gene ADAD1). Gene Ontology annotation, biological process: RNA processing; adenosine to inosine editing. The record is from RefSeq and is a predicted model, not a curated record. Gene Ontology annotation, cellular component: nucleolus; cytoplasm. Lineage: Eukaryota; Metazoa; Chordata; Aves; Passeriformes; Paridae. Gene Ontology annotation, molecular function: tRNA-specific adenosine deaminase activity; double-stranded RNA binding; double-stranded RNA adenosine deaminase activity.
AUGGCGAGCAGCAAUGGCUGCUUUGAGGGUGCAGCGAUGUUCACCUUCAACCUUGCACCUGAGAAGAUUUUACCACCCGAGGUUCUCGGACAGCCAAUUUCAAAGGAUCUCUCCGAGCCUGUGACUGCAAGGCUGAAUCCUCCACUUUCUAUGAGGUGCAGUGAGCCCGGGGUGAUGAAAAAUCUAGGAGCAGACGACACCACAUUUUCAGCCCUUCCCUCACAGAAGGACCUGGAUUUGAUUGAAAGAUACAAACAGGGAGUAAUAAACCCAGUGUCUGCCUUGCAUCUGUUUGCCAAAAUACACCACCUGCAGCUUGAAUUGAAAGAAACGAGUGUGGCAGGCGAUGUCAUAAGGCCUUAUUUUGCCUUUUGUGCUGUGAUAAAUGGUGUUUGCUACAAGACUGGGCUGGGAAAGAACAAGAAGGAAUCGAAGUUAAAUGCAGCUAAACUGGCUCUUGCUGAGCUACUUAACUUGGAAAGUACAGGGGAAAAGUCUUUUGAAGAUUCAGAUUUUCCCUAUGUUCCUGCUGAGCUUCGACCUCCAGCCAACUCUGCUUGUGUUUCAAGGACUGGAGGAGAACAUAUCUAUCAAAAGUUCUCACAAAUGCUUGAGGAAGUGUUCAACCGCCUGACUGCCCAACACACUGAGUACCAAAGCUGUGGCAGUUCCCUGGCUGCCUUCAUCAUUGAAAAGGGUGGGCAGCAUGAAGUGGUAGCUCUGGGGACAGGAGAAUGCAACUACAGCCGGCGCUUCGAGUCCUGUGGGAGGCUCCUGCACGACAGCCAUGCCAUUGUCACUGCCAGGCGUUCCCUGCUCAGAUACUUGUACAGGCAUCUUUUGCUGUUCUAUAACAAAAAUCCAGCCAAGGCAGAGAGAUCCAUAUUUUGCACAGUACCAGGCUCGAAGCUGCUUACCUUCAAGCAAAAUUUAACCCUCUCUCUCUACAUGAACCAGCUUCCUAAAGGAACUGCUCAGUUAAAAUCAGAGGUGCAUCUCGGUCCCCAGUCUCUGUCUGCUUACGAAGCCAGUGAAGAGCUGAGUCUGCACGUUGCUCUCGAAGGCAGGAUUUACCUGGCUGUUUGCUGUCCCCCCAAGACUGUCAGAGUGAGCAGCAUGUCAGCUGGUGACAAGCUGACCAAGUGGGAGGUGGUUGGUCUUCAGGGAGCCUUGCUGAGCCACUUCAUAGAACCCGUGUACAUCAGCAACAUUCUUGUGGGAAGUGGAACUUGUAAGGAUACAAAAGGACUGGACAUAACCAUAAAGCAGCGUCUUGAUGAUGAACUUAUUUCAAAGCUUCCUGUGCCUUACCUGGUCAACAGAUCUCAUAUUUACUUGGUGAAAGCUGCACUGCCAGUCCAAACAGAUUUGAACCAGUGGUCACUUAGCUUGAAUUGGACAUUGUCAGAUGCAUCCCUGGAAGUUGUGGAUGGAUUAAGCGGGAAAACCACUGAAAGCUCCCCGUUCCGCAGCGGCACCUGCCUGGCCAGCCGCCUGUGCAAGGCCGCCAUGUUCAGCCGCUUCAGGAUGCUCGCCGGGGAAGCAGGACGGGGUGAUCUGCUCCAGUUUGCAACAUACCACGAGGCAAAGAUUAAAUCUCAGUUGUACCAAGAAGCUAAGAGCUUGCUGCAGAGCUACUUAGAGCAACACAGCUAUGGAUCGUGGAUUGUGAAGUCUCCACAUAUUGAACAGUUCAGUGAUUGA